Molecule: messenger RNA, 2659 nt
Organism: Nilaparvata lugens (brown planthopper)
Lineage: Eukaryota; Metazoa; Arthropoda; Insecta; Hemiptera; Delphacidae
Product: ubiquitin domain-containing protein 1
Exons: 5
Coding region: 960-1673 (237 amino acids)
Molecular function (GO): protein binding
Source: RefSeq, a predicted model, not a curated record
GUCUAAGACCGAGAGUGGUUUGUGUAAAAUGAGGUUAGUUUUUUACGCAUAACUCUGAUAAAAUUUUAUUCCAAAAUGAACUUGCAAACUAUAAAUUAUGAAUUGAGAUGGACUAAUCCAAAUAAUUUAGGUAUUCCAUGAUAUCUAUUUUGCUUUUUAUCUACUCCAAAACAAUAACUAAAUUGUGUUUGCUCAGUUAAGUCUAGAACUUGAAUUUAGGCCUAAACACUACACCAGUCUAGGGUUUAAAAUCACGUUGUUUCAAGUCCUGGACUUAACAAUUUUUGAUAAAUCCUUGACUCGGAAAGAGGCGAGAAUCUAAUUUAAGUCUUGGACUUAUAAGACCUUUACUCAGAAAGCAAAAUUAUAAAUUUCAGGGUCAAACCACAGAAUAGGUAUAACAUGAUCUCUAAACUCCUGAGCCUAUUUAGUCCUCAACCUCAACUACGUUAACGCUCUGAAUUAUUGGAAAGCCAAUUUUCUGACUUCAGAGAUUAAAGCCAGUUAAAGUCUAAUAGAACUUAGCUAGAUCCCGAGCUCGGAAACCGGCCCAUAGUGUAAUAUUCAUCCUUGUUGAAGAUAUAUUGAGCUGUUCAGCUUAUUUUCACUGACUCUGUAUAAAUAAUAAUUCUCACUUGAGAUACAGUUCUCAAAUAAUUGAUAGUAAUCUACUCUAAAUUCGAGUAAUUGUAGCCUCAAAUUUUUCUUCAGCCUACGCUGAGAAAGAAAGUCAUUAAUAGGCAAAUGGCUGUUGGCAAAACUGCAACAAGUGCCGACCUGAUCAAGAAUUUUAAGGCUGACGUUCAAGGUUGUUGAUCACGAAGACACUGGAAUGAAAAGAAGAAAGAGAACAGAAAAAAUUAAUAAUGGCUGAUAGCAUGAUGUUUUGGAAAUGUGAAUCUAUUGUUGCUCUCUGCUAAAAAUAUUGCUGCAAUGCCGCAAUUGUCGCAAUUUGCAGGAUGGGAGGAUGCAUGGGAAUAAAUAGAAAUAGGAGUGGUGGAGUUGAUAGUUCUGCAGAGAAUGUAUCGCGACCAAAUUCUGGGAGUACAAGAAAAAAUCACCCUUUGUGCCAUGAAACUAUACGCUGGAAGUCUGAUGUGCCAUUGACAGAAGGUCAAUUACGAAGUAAAAGAGAUGAGUUUUGGGAUACUGCUCCUGCUUUUGAGGGCAGAAAAGAGAUUUGGGAUGCACUUCGUGCCGCUGCGGUAGCAUCUGAGUCACUCGACUUCCAGCUUGCUCAAGCUAUUUUAGAUGGAGCAAACAUAUCAGUUCCUAAUGGUUUCUUGACAGAGUGCUAUGAUGAACUAGGGACACGUUAUCAGGUGCCUGUAUACUGCCUCUCUUAUCCAAUUAAUAUUGUUAAAGAAGAUAACGGUAGAGAGUCACCGGCAGAAAGUUUAGAAGCUGGAGAGGGAGGUACAGAAAUAGUACUUAAACUCCGUCUUUCAUCGAACUGCCAAGAUGUCAAACUACCUGUCUAUACAAAUGAUACAAUCGGGACUGCUAAGAAGAAAUUACAGAGCCAAGAGGGGCUGGAGCCUUCACGUCAAAGGUGGUUUUUCGGAGGAAAGUUGUUAGGAGACAAAUUGCACAUCGAUGAAGCCAAGGUGAUGCCUGGCUAUGUGAUACAAGUUAUCGUCAAUCCUGAACAAAUGUCUCGCAUCGACAGUUGAAUAUAUUAUAGAAUUAUUAUUAAUCAUGUUAUCAAUUAUAUUAAUUAUAAAGUUGUAUAUUUUAAAUAUGGAAUUUGUUUAUCAUUGUUUAGUAUAAUUAUGUAUCCAGAAUAUUUUGCUGUUGUCUUUCGAGCCACUCGUCAGAUUUGGUUUUGGAUUAUUUCAGGCUGGUUAUGCUACAAACAUUUUAUAGAAUCGAAAUCAAGAGACUAAUAUAAUUAUGUAUAGUUUACUUAUAGGCUUGGCAUACUGUUCUUAUAAUAAUUAUCAUGUCUUACAUCACAUGUUGUAAAUGAACCGUUGUUGGCAAUUAUUAUUUUUAAUUUUUAGAUUUUAACUUAUCUGAAUAUUCAUAUCAUAUUCUUUUUAUGAAUCGGGUAAUUUAUAAUCGUUUUUAUUGUUAUUCUUUACCAGUCUCAACGCAAAGUGAUUUUUCACAUUCAAUACUCAACAUCGGAAGUCAGGAGACAUUCAAGUGAAUUAUUCAAGUCUUCAAGCUAAUUGGAAUUGAUAUGUCAUAUUAUACAUAAUUUGAUUUUGGAGACUUAUCUUGUUACAUUGUGUGAUUAUACUCAAAACGUUAGCCAUAAAGAAUGUAAUAUGAACCAUUUAUAAUAUGAUUGGACAAUAUACAUAAUAUUAUAGAUGAAUGUUUGGUACAAAUGCUAGAAUUUCAACUUUUUAAUAUUAGUAUAUGAUGAUAUUGAAAUACCACAAUAAUUGGUCCUGGAAGUAAAUACUGUAAUUGGAGAAUGUAUUUUUUAUAGCUUUAAAAUGUAAAAUAUACAAUUUCGCUUUUUUGUAUGAUUUAUACAGGUUGAACAAUAUUGUAAUUAGACAGUUUUCAGUGUAUUGAAAAAUCAUAGUAAUAAUAUAAUUUUGAAAAUUUAUUUGUUUUAUCGAUAGGUUAUACAAUUUUGUAUUGAUUUGAAUCGAGUACUUUUAUAAAGUUAUAAGAAUUAACAAUAAACUCGGAUAAUAUGUGA